UAGAAGAAAAAGAACAAGAAAUAAAAGAAUAAGGCAGGGAGAAAGCGGAGGGCGUUUGGAAGUGAGGAGGCCGAUCAUUCCUCGUGUUUCCUUUUUAAUCACCACCGUCUUAUCGAGGCAGCGAUGAAUUCGGAUUCAUCGAGGAAGGAUUUUUAUCUCCUCCUGCUCUCUGAGCCUCCGCGCUCGUGCAAUUCUGUAGUACGCCUCUUGGUCCCGACGAUCCCUGGUCAUUAGUUUCCGGAAUUUCUUGCCUCAUAAAUUAUAUAACAAGUUAUUUGAGGUAAUUAGCCACUAAUGGCAGCUGCAGAAGCGAGGCAUGCUUGGCAGCGCACUUUAAACCGUUGCCUAGUCCAGGAAGAUGCAAAGCGAGCUCCAAAAUUAGCUUGCUGUCCAUCAUCAACACCACAAACUGAUUCAAGCAAUGGGAAUGCAGCAAGCACACAUGACUGUCCUGUCGCCAAUUUCAUUCCUUUAAACAGGAAUCAAAUGAAUCCUAAUCUAUCACCUGAAACGAAAUGGUGGCUUCAGAUCCAACCCAACUAUGUAUACCACAAGGAUUUUAUCUGUGAGCAACUUUGCUUCUCACGAGAUGAAGUUGAUGAGAAGGACAUGAAAACUACAAUACCAACAUCAAAAAUGGAUGGGGACUCUUCACCAGUUGACUCUAUCAACCUUGUUCUAAAAAAUGAAGAGAGUUCUAUGGAAUCUCCUUGGAUUGUAUCAACAGCUUUCAUGAAGCAUGGACCUGAAACAAGUGUCAAAGAGAUGAAUAUUAUGGCCAGUUCUUCACAGCAUCCACUGAAGCGGAAGACAGAUAUGUAUGAUUAUCUCUAUAACGAGGAACAGCUUCUUGAUUUGAAGUUAGUUGAUCGAUUAAUUUCGAAGAGGUUAGAGAAGGAUUCUUUGGAUCUUGAAACACCUCGGGCUGGAGUUAAUAAGUCUGAGCCGUGGUGGCAUAUUGCUGACAAAGAUGAAUUGGCUUCAUUGGUUGCCCAAAAAUCACUACAGCAUAUUGAAAACUGUGAUCUACCUAAACCCACCCAGACCGUUCAUGUUGCUAGGGACCCAUUUUCUUCUCCUGAUAAUUUAAAUACUCGUGGAAGACUUCAAUCAUCAUUUAGUGGAAACAUAAAUGCUGGCAUAUGCAAUGCCAAUGAAUAUUCUGAUAAUACCUCUUUUUAUGGGAUCUCUGGCAACAAGAACCUUUCUUCUGACGAAGGAGACCAUAUGUGGAUUGAUUCAGACAAAAUGUCCAGCCAUGCACAAGGCCGCUCAAAUAUGGAACACCAUGAAAUCAACCAGCCAUCCGAGAGUGACCGUACGAGAGCUCAGCUGCUGGACGCACUUCGCCGUUCCCAGACCCGAGCUAGGAAAGCUGAAAUGGCAGCUCAGAAAGCAUUCGAUGAGAAGGAGCACAUAGUCAAGCUGUUGUUUAGAGAGGCAUCACACCUAUUUGCAUACAAGCAGUGGCUACUGAUGUUGCAGCUCGAGAACCUCUGUCUGCAGCUCAAGAUCAAGGACCAUCAGCUGUCGACACUUGUUCCUGUGCUGCCAUGGAUGCCAUCGAAGGAGAAAUUAUUCAGCAAAGAUAAGAUAACCAGCAGGAAAGUGAGGAAAAAGCACAACUGCAGUAUGUGCAAAUAUGCAGUUCUCUUUGCUGUCGGGUUGGGUCUGGUUGGUGCAGGGUUGCUCUUCGGCUGGACCAUUGGCUGGUUGUUCCCACUUAAUUGCACUCUAUAGUUACAUGUAACCCAGAUUUGGAUUAUGGCAGGUAAGAUCACGUAUUAGGCCCAUAUUUUGUGGGUUCAUGGAGUGGCACAGAUCAUGUUCAUCGGGGUCAUUCCUUAUGCAAGACAAGUUUUCUGCUGUA
Musa acuminata subsp. malaccensis (wild Malaysian banana) is the source of this 1870-nucleotide messenger RNA. RefSeq lists its product as uncharacterized. The record is from RefSeq and is a predicted model, not a curated record. Lineage: Eukaryota; Viridiplantae; Streptophyta; Magnoliopsida; Zingiberales; Musaceae.